AUGUCGUGGCUGCAGCUGCAACAGCGCCUUUACCCCAGGUUGCAGCAAACGCAGCAAAACUCGCAAGGUAAACUCUUAGUGACUGUUAUCAGGGCGACAAAUCUCCGAUUGCCAGGAAUUCAUUGGCUUCCACCACAAGCGGUGGUUGCCUUGGGCAAUCAUGAGCAACGUUCACCUUUGGGUGAAGCAUUUGGACCCCAUCCCAUCUUUGACUGGCGUGUCGAGCUGCCUUUCACAGGUCAUGAGUCACACUUGGUUUUCCAGGUCAUUUGUGAAGGGCAGCUCAUGGGAAGUUGCGUUUUACCACUGCGGGAUGUGCUCUCAGCAAGUUCUGGCUUCAAUCGUGCCCUACCUUUGAGGGAGGCAACUGGCGAAGGAGAUGAACGUUCAGAGCUCUUCGUACGGGUCACCCGUGAAGGGGACCUUGAAAUACCACCAGCGCAGGAGCAAAGUGCGGAGAGACUUCGCAUGAAAACAUCACAGGUGAGAGUGACCUUACGGAGUUUGCGCAUGGAAGAGAAUUUGGCCAUCGACAAAGGUAGCAACAAGAUUUGUGCCUAUGUCGUGGCUGCCUGCGGUCAGCAGACGGCCCGAACCAAAGCCGCAUUUUUGACUGCUGGCCAGAACGACAGGAACAAGUUUGUGUUCAAUGGCCUUCCAAAUAGCAACUUUGAUUGCGGAGAUCUUCUCCGUGGAAAGCUUGACAAGUACAGGUCUGUACCCACUCUCGAGGAGAGGCGAACAACGGAUCCACAGCAUGGCUAUCAUAUGCGGAUUGAGAACGGUUUGCAGGUCACCUACAGCAAUGUUCAAUUCACAUUCUGGUACCAGCAGCAAGAUCUUCUAGAGCUCAUGGUGUAUGACGAUUUGUUCAUGUACUAUCCUGAUAAUUUGGUUGCAACUGGGGCUGUGCAGCUCAACGAAGCUUUUCGACGUGCGUUCACACAGGAUGGUAGGCUGCUAGAUGAAGAUGGCAAACAACCUAAGGUCCGUAUGCAUGUGAAUCUUGCUCCUUCGCUUGCGAGCCUCCGUCCUUCUGGCACGUUGACUACUGCAACUUCGGUUGAUGAUGGUGGCACUGGCAGCACCGCCGGUUCCAAAAUUGGAGGAGAAAUUGAGCUAGAAAUUGAAUUCAUGGAAGAGCCAAUUGCGUGCCCAACUGCGCUGGAGAACACUUUCCGGCAGUCACUGGCACAAACCAAAAAGGCGGAGGAAUUGCAGCGUAGAAGCUUGCAGUUUCUGGCAGAGAUUGGUCGUGACACAAGGCCCUCUGGUCUUCCAGUCUUAGAGGAUCUUUUUGCAGAACAACGAGAAAACUUGGCAAUCCUUUGCUGUACAUGUGCCGUGGUAGCAGCUCGUCGCGUUGUCGGGCAUGAAGAGCGCGUGGUGGCAGUCUAUGCAAACCGCCUGGAAGACAUUGUCCAGGAGAUUUGUGAAGUGCUUUUGGAGACUGGGACAGCGACUGGGACGGUGACUGAGCUACAACUGGAUCUUCUUACGUGUGCUCGCCGGGCAGUGGGAUACAAAACGGUGGAGGAGGCUGCGGAUCGAUAUCGGCAGUCUUGUCGCAGCACCCAGCAAAUGGAACAUUUGCUACCUUUGGGCACUUUGCUUUGCCUCCUCAGGCCAUGCUAUGGAGCCCUACUGCGCUCGUCUUUACAAAGGGCAGCAGAAGCAAUCGAACCAGGAGCCACAAUCUUUCUGGAGCUCCUCGAACGGUAUUUGGUGGCCAUGGGGGAGUUACAGGUGUCAGACCCUUUGACUCUGCAACUAGGAACAGAUCAAGCAGAAAUCCGAGAACUAGCUGAUACUGAGUUCACUCCAGGGGUGGAGCAGCAAGACCAGCUCCGCUUAGGCCGAGCAGCUGUAUAUGCCAACUUUUUGCCGGACAUCGACGGCAACCGUUUGUUGGAUGCCGAAAUGAAAGAAUUGGAGAAGGAUACCUUGCCUGGACAAUACCCAUACAUUGUACCAGGCUCUUUGUGCAUCGGUGGAAUAUGUGGAGCUUUGAUGGCCUUCUCAGUUGUUGAGACAGCAGAAAUUGUGCACACUCUGGACACUCGGGUGUUUUGCCACAAGGAUAAUCAACACAUGGCAAUUAUGAGGGCUUCUUGUUGGCUGAUGCAGGAUUCAUAUUUGGAUAGCUUUAUGGAGUGGGUUGCAGAGUCCCCUGCGUGGUUCAAAGGCAUAUUCUUGAUCGCAGGAUUCAUGGAUGGCAAGACGGCUUUCACAAACAUGCGCCGCCGAGUAUUGAAAAUGCAAGAGCUUCGGCUUGAGGCGAUAGGUCCUUCCUUGUCUCCUCACAAAGUAGUUUGCAUAUCAGGUUUUUUGCGUUCCUUGGCAGACGUCUGCCAACCAUGGGUGGUGGACCCAGAUAAACCUUGGACUUCAGGCCAGGUCUACUUCCUUCGUUUCGAAACAGCCGUCUUGUAUUCAUUGGGUUUGCAACUCAGUGAUCUCUUGGCCCGUGAUCUGAAGCGAAGUGAAUCCGUGGCCCGUUUCUUGCUCUCCUGCACAAAUCUCAUUUCCUUCUCGCAAGGGCUGAUCUCCACGCUGUUGGACGAGCUUGGUGACUUGAUUGACCGAGCCAGCGCCCGAGCUCAGCAGGUUGGAAAGCUGUUGGCCCGACAGCUGGUGGAAGCACAUAGCAAUGCGCGGAGGCAAGCACCAUUUACUGUAAGUCUCAUGGGAUAUUCCACUGGUGGGGUGGUGGUUCAGAGCUGUCUCAGGGAGCUCCAAGAAAUGGUGACAGAUGGCAAUCCGGUGGCUCGGGACAUCGUUUGUGAUGCAGUGAUGCUAGGCACACCGGCUUUGGCUUUGAAUGAGGAUUGGUCAAAGCUUCGCCAGCUGGUCAGUGGCCGUUUUAUCAAUGGCUUCUUCGCACAAGACUCCUUCCUCAUGUCCUAUCAGUUCCGUCGGGGUGGAGCACCCAUGGCUGGAUGCAGCCCUUUGCGGGCACCAGACGUGGAGAAUGUGCCAAUGGACUCAUUCAUCACUACUCACAAUGAAUAUGCGGAACAGAUGCCACUGAUACUUCAAAGGGUCUUUCAGGGCACUGUUUGACCGAGCAAUAUUUCAUUAUUGGUUGUAUUUCGUUAAUUGUUUGCUUCUACACCCUCCUGUAUCCAAAGAAGGUACAGAGGAUCGUUGCAGAAGUGUCUGGACGCUUGCCAUGACCGAUGGUCAAAUGUUUCAUUAGAAGCACUCUGUGGAUCUCUGUGACACAUAACAUAGUGGCAUCAUAGUGGCAUGCACUGCAGGCUGCAUUGACAUAUUGAUUUCCAUUUCGUGCGUC
Cladocopium goreaui is the source of this 3295-nucleotide messenger RNA. Lineage: Eukaryota; Dinophyceae; Suessiales; Symbiodiniaceae. The record is from the annotation of a GenBank genome assembly.